Molecule: messenger RNA, 8771 nt
Organism: Poecile atricapillus (Black-capped chickadee)
Lineage: Eukaryota; Metazoa; Chordata; Aves; Passeriformes; Paridae
Gene: NPR3
Product: natriuretic peptide receptor 3
Exons: 8
Coding region: 316-1875 (519 amino acids)
Biological process (GO): regulation of blood pressure; vasodilation
Cellular component (GO): membrane
Molecular function (GO): natriuretic peptide receptor activity; peptide hormone binding
Source: RefSeq, a predicted model, not a curated record
CCGCGCCGGGCGUGCGGAGACGCCGCCGCCGCUCCCGCGCUACUUAAGCGGGGAAGGCGCAGCCCGGCAGCCCCGCGGGGGGAUCCGGCGUGGGGAGGAAAGUGAUCAUAGUAAUAGCCGUCCAUCUAUAAGAGAACGAGAAAAGCAGAGCCGAGAUGCUCCGUCCGUGACCCGCAGGCGGGGUGGGGAGGGGCAGGUUGUGAAUCCGCCAAACACCUGAGAAAUAAAGCACGACCGAACAAUUUCGAGGCGGGCGGGGAAGGGGGGGGGCGAAAAGUUUGCCGGAGCUCGGGCGUCUCCGGGGGGGCGGGCGCGAUGCCGCCCUGGCUGCUCAGCCUCUGCUGCGUGCUGGCGGCGCGGGCGGCGCUGGGCGGCGGCCCCGCGGGCGCGGAGGAGGAGGAGGAGGAGAAGCUGAUCCGGGUGCUGGUGCUGCUGCCGCAGGACGACGCCUACCUCUUCUCGCUGGGGCGGGUGCGGCCGGCCAUCGAGUACGCGGUGCGGAGCCUGCGGGAGAGCGGCGCGGGUCUGCCGCCCGGCUACGCCUUCCAGCUCACCUACGAGGACUCGGCGUGCGGCAACCGCGCCCUGUUCAGCCUGGUGGACAUGGUAGCCCUGCAGCGCCGCCGCCCCGACCUGCUGCUGGGGCCGGUGUGCGAGUACGCGGCGGCGCCGGUGGCGCGGCUGGCCGCGCACUGGGACGUGCCGAUGCUGUCGGCGGGCGCGCUGGCCGCCGGCUUCGGCGCCAAGGGCGGCGAGUACUCGCACCUCACCCGCGUCGCGCCCGCCUACGCCAAGAUGGGAGAGAUGCUGCUGGCCCUCUUCCGCCACCACCAGUGGAACCGGGCCACGCUGCUCUACAGCGACAGCAACCCCGAGCGCAGCUGCUACUUCGCCAUGGAGGGCGUCCAUGUGGUCUUCCAAGAGGAGGCCUUCCACAUGGCCGUGCACAGCUUCGACGAGACCAGCCGGCACCUCGACAUCGACGACGUCGUCCGCGCCCUCCAGACGGGCGAGAGGGUUGUAAUCAUGUGUGCCAGUGGUGACACUAUCAGGAACAUCAUGUUGGCUGCUCAUCGGCAAGGAAUGACCAACGGGGACUAUGCUUUCUUCAAUAUUGAACUCUUCAACAGCUCAUCAUAUGGAAAUGGCUCUUGGAGAAGAGGAGACAAACAUGACCUUGAAGCCAAGAAAGCAUAUUCAUACCUCCAGACUGUCACUCUGCUGAGGACUGUGAAGCCUGAGUUUGAGAAUUUUUCCCUGGAGGUGAAGAGUUCUGUUCAGAAGCAAGGUCUUCAUGAAGAUGACUAUGUGAACAUGUUUGUGGAAGGAUUCCAUGAUGCUAUUCUUCUUUAUGCUCUAGCUUUACAGGAAGUCCUGAAGAUAGGUUUCAGUAAGAAAGAUGGGGAAAAAAUUGUUCAGCAAACGCGGAACAGAACCUAUGAAGGCAUUGCAGGGCAGGUGUCCAUUGAUGCCAAUGGAGACAGAUAUGGGGAUUUCUCUGUGAUUGGAAUGACAGACCCGGAGGCAGGCACACAGGAGGUGAUUGGGGACUACUAUGGAAAGCAGGGGCGAUUUGAAAUUCGAUCGAAUGUGAAAUACCCAUGGAACCAUGGCAGGCUGCGACUAGAUGAAAGCCGAGUUUCGGAGCACACAAACAAUACACCAUGUAAAUCAUCAGGUGGUCUAGGAGAAUCAGCAGUUACAGGAAUAGUUGUGGGCGCCUUGCUUGGAGCAGGAUUGCUAAUGGCUUUUUACUUCUUCAGAAAGAAAUACAGAAUAACUAUUGAGAGACGAACUCGACAGGAGGACUGUAACAUGGGGAAACAUCGGCAGUUACGUGAAGACUCCAUUAGAUCUCAUUUUUCUGCUGCAUAAAGAAGUUGAAAAAGAAUCCCAUUCUUCCUAGGGAAAAGAAAGAAUCAGAGAAAAGGACACAACCAAAGACAUCAGUGUAAAAAGAAGAGGCUCUUGAAGAACUCACUCUUUUAAGCAGUAAUUUUGUCUUAAUUUCUUUCAGAAGCUCAGGAAUGAUUUACUAAUCACAUUAUGCCGCAUGGCCUUUCAUCUCAUGAGAAAAAAAAAUUAUGCAGUUUGAUGUUAUAGGAUGUACUUAAUAUGUAAAGACAAUAUUUCCUAAGGCUAUUAGUGCUAGCAGAUCUUGGUUUAAUUGGUGGGGAAUGCCUCAUUUUGUUCCCUUUUUUUUUUUUUAUUUUUUUUUUUUUUAUUAGCUUCUACCACCUUCUUCCAUAUUUGCAUCUCACCCAUGGGUAUCAAAUAUGGUUUCAGAGGCACAGGUGCUGGUUGCUGUCAAAAGGUAAAAAGGGAUUCGUUUGGGGUAUGAUCCUGCAUCACUGAAUCACUGACAUAGAUAACAGGGGAUAUGAAAUUUGGUGUACGGGCCUUAGUUCUGGGAGGGAACUGGCACUUGGUUGUAAUUAUUUCCACUGAGAAAGUCAGGCAGGUGGAAACACACAAAGCAUUCUUUCCUUGUUUGUGUGGCAUCACAGUCAAAAGCACUGUUUCUCCCUCUUAGCUGGUGGGACUUAGGAAAAUCUCCAGUGAAGGAUGAGGAGUUUCACAUGUGUAAAAUAGUGACAACAAAGACAGUCACAUCUCUGGAGAGGACUGAUUAAUUCCUCAGUCUUAUCUGUGCUUUGUCACACUCUUUUCUGUCCACUGCCAUGACUUUUCAGGGGGGCAGAUGUAGUCCAUAUCGAGCCUGCUCCUGUUCCCAGUGAAGUCAAUGGCAAAAUCCCAUUAACUUCACUGAGCACGGGACUGCAUCCAUAACUGUAAAUAUGAAAGUAUUUGUAUAGCUGAUGCAAUUCAAAAGGGGAUUUUUUUUUGUAUGUAAAAAUGACAUUUCAUGCUACCAUUUUAUUUUUUAGGAUAUUUUUAAUCUUGUAUUUUUCUAUUAAAGUAUCUAUUUUUGCUUUGGUAGGAUUAAAAAUUAAGGAAGAGGAUGUUUUGAAGACAUAUUUUUUAUGAUAGGAGUAAUAUGCAGGGAAAGUCAACAGCUGUAAAUACACUUUAGAACCAGUAUUUAGGGGAGGGGAAAUGAUUUUGUGGAUGGUAAUAGACUUUUUGCCCCACAUUUUUCUCCAGGCAUGUGCAACAUUCAAAGAGUUGCUUAAAAAACACAAAUGCAGUUAUUGAAUUGUCUAUGUGAUGAUCAUCCUGAUGCUGUAAAUAAUGCAUUUUUCACAUGUUUAAGAGUCCUAUAGAAGUAAGUGAGAUUUAACUAUCCACGUGUGUACAAUUAAACACCCAAGGAACUUGUUCAGGAUUGUUCAGGAAUCAUGUGUUAAAACACUAUUUGAGGCUGACUUUAAUCCUGCUGCCAUCAGUAUCCCUGGAAAUUUUGCCAUUUAUUUUACUAGGAGCAAAACUGAAUCUGUGUUGAAUUAGCUACUGACAGGUUAUUUUAUACUAGACAAAGGAGAGCUUUGCACUUUCUAGUCUACAAAUGAACAGUACUUAUGUAAAUGUGAUGAAGACGACCCAUAAAAGUAUUGCCAGUGGGGAUACAGAGCUAUAACUAUGGUUCUUAAGAGUCCAUGAGAUAUUUUGGUUUAUUCUAUUCUGAUUUCAUAAGCAAAGCUUUCUGGUCUCAGCAGUUCUAGUCAGACUUGAAAGUUAAUCUCAAAACUGUCUCUAAAGCAUGAUUUCUACAAAACUUCUAUGCCCUAAAAAGCCAGACUACCAAUUCUGAGAAACCACUUUGGGACACCUGGGAGUGAAAAACAAGAACCUUGCUGUGCCUGCUUUCUGCUGCCUUUUUUUUCUUGUUGGACAUGUAUUUUUUUCCUUAUUCACUUAGCUUUAUUCUUAGCGUAUGGAGUGUUCAUCAUCGCCUGCCCUUGUGAUACACUGUCCUAUGUCCCAGGCAGCCACAGGGCAAAGCUUCGUGGCUGUCAGGGCAGCUCCAGUACAGAAAGUCAAUUUUCAGCACCCCAUUUCCCAGUCUGGGCCUGUGUCCCUUCUACAAAGGUGCUUUAGCCAAAGCAGCACUGAUCAGUGGACAGUUUUCGGAAAUAUUCUCCUUAUUUUCUGGGCACCAGAGAAGGAUGGUAUUCUCUUUAUAUCAUGGGCACCAGAAGUAGGCUACAGCAGCAUUCAUACUGCUAUGGACUUGGGGAGGAAAAAAGACUUCCUGAUUAUUUUCUGGAUUUUUUUUUCCCCCAAGCAGUUGAGUUUAUCUAGCCCCUGGUCAAGCUUAAGGCUUGGGACGUUUUCUAAGAUACUUUUCAAAUCAAUUUUGAUCUACUUCUGGUUUUGAAAAUAGGCCUUUCAGUAUUUUGACUUUCUUUUACCCAUUAUGACUACUCUGCCACAGAAGGCAAGGAAAAUUUUUAAAUGUGUGGAGAAAAGAGGAUAUGAUUUGAAGCAUAAGCUUUUUUGGAAAUUAUUUUUGUUGUGACUUGCUUUGCAGUAUGCACUAAUACUCAAACAGUGGCUAGUUAGGAAUCAAGACAUUUGUGUAGAUGUGCAUUUUUCCUGUGCCAUGCACAAUUGAGUCACACCAGAAGACAGGGAAUCUGGCUGGGACGAUAAAUUCUCAGGACAGUGUAUUUAUUAUGUCAUUUUAUGAUACCUAUUAAAAAAAAAGCAUAGUGAAAGGUCAUUUUUAUAAUUAAAAAAGUAUUAAUUCUGAUCCUUUAGAACUCUUGUGCAGGGUUUUAAAUCAUGACCUCAGGAAGUGUUUCUUUGAUGUCUGUUGGUGGAUGCUGACCUAGGCUUAGCCAAAACUGUGCAUCCCAGCACCUCCCAAGGAGUGAACCUUCUUUGCACCUUAGAGCAUUUUGGAUCAAUGGGGUUUAAUAUUUGCAAAUCAAUGCACACAAACGUAUGCGUUUUUCCCAUGGAAGUGUGGAGAUCAUUUAAGAUAUUUCAACUAAGUAGAUUCCUUCACAGGAUAAAUAAACUUGCUCUUCUUAGCUGCCUUUCACAGACCUUUUGCUAAUAGUUCCCAAGUCUUCCAUGGACCAUAGAUCAGAAGCUGCCUUAAGUUUAGAUUAUUCAGCAGAGAGAUUCUUUACUGGCUAAUGCACUUUUCCUUUCUGGUUCAUCUGCAUUAGCUCAAUGCCACAAUGUUUAGGCUCCAAACUCUGUAAGGGAAUGUCUAAUCAAAAUAAUAAUAAUUGAUUAUCAAAAGAGCUUUCAAAACCUACAUUUUUGGCUUCAACAAAUUGCCCAUAAUACAAAUAUACAUCUGUAUUACAGAGAAGCACAAGGAGACCCUUGACUCAGCUCAGCACUUCAGAACACACUUAAAAUAUGCUCAACUUCAGCUUCUAAGUGCUUUGCCCACUUGGGACCAAAGGGUAUGACCCUGGCCAUGGCUGAACCAAAGGGAGAUUGGUCAUGUGCUUGAAUUUAAGAAAGUCUGGCUAUGUAUAUUUAUUGCUAAAUUUUACAGCUGCGCCAGUUAAAUUGAAAUUGAGCUAGUGGUUCAUACUCUGUUUGUCAAAGUUUGACAAAUUCUGCUAAUGCAGUAUUUAUUAAAAUUACUAAACAGUCAUCAGCUUAAUUUUUGAUUCACCUCAGAAUCCUCUUCCUGAGGGUUCUGUGGACAGUUUUCCUGCCUUUUUACCCUCAUAACUUCAACACCCAGGCUUCUGCUGCAAUUGACAAAAAUGAAGCAGAACUUUCUGAAGUAUUGUGAUUUAGUUUCCUGAAACCCACAGCUGCAGAGUCAGAUGUCUAGAUCCUGGGCCACUGGUAGUUCUGAAACGUUUGUUUAUGGGCAGUUUGUGUGUUCUGAGUUGUCUGUGACUACCACCAUCCCUGGCUCCCUGGCUAACUACCAGCUCCUGCUCUAGUGUGCUUCAUUGAAGACCACACCCAGCUGAGCUCUGAAAACAUUCAGUCUUUGCUAAAACUUGUGGGUGUGAUUGAAAGCACCUUGGAAGAUUGUGGACAGAAUUCAGUUUAUUAAAGAGUUGUAUUAAUUAAUUUCUGAAAAGAAACCAUGCUGAUCUAUUUUCAAUUUGCUCUUAAGCAAUGCGCCAUUGCAUUAUUGGAAGUAUUUUAUUGGGGUUUUCCAGUGGAGAGUUAUUAAGGUGUAGCUAAUGCUUCGAAAACAUUUGUGCUGGACAAAAUAAAGAGUGUUCUCCCUGACAUAUUUUACUGGGAGGUUGAUCUCUGAUUCAUUUUUUGGCUUAGAAUUACAAUCACACAUUAAGCUGACAAAAAAACCCCUCUUACUGAUUCAGUGGAAGUAAAUUCGGGCCCUCAAUGAGUUUCUUCAGGCUUGAAGCAGUUCAGAGUGAGUUUCUCAGCUUUGCAGUAGAACAGGCUGCAUCAGCCUUAGGUGACCUUGGCUCCAGUGAUGUUUUCAGCUCAUGAAUGCCAUAGUGCUCCUGGAAAGCCAAGAAUAGACAUCAAAGACAGGAAGCUAAUAGUCCUGGUCAUAAAUUUCUUUGGCAAUUCAGUCCACCUUUUCCGGAGCUCAAGACAGUUCCACAUCCUUCACUGCCCUCCUCUGUGCUUCAGAGUGUAGCUGUGUGGGCAUUCUGGUUCUUUCAGUAAAGCAGUCAAGGUUAUUUUUCCUCAUUUUCUCGAUGAGUAGAGUGAACAGCCUUUAUUUACCCUUUUUUUUUUUUUAAUGGUCUUUUGUCUAAGUUCAGAAGUACUUUGAAAAGAAGACAGCCAUUUCCCAUCAUUUAGUCAGAAAUGCUCCUUCUUCACUGAGAAUGUUGUUUUUUAUGUAAUUUCAGACAUGGUUCAUUGCUGGACACUGCUCAGCUGUCAACACACCUUGUGUUGGUCCAUGGUUACGCCACCCACUAUCAGAGUUCUGGACCUAGAAUUACCUGUUGGGUUUUUUUUUUUAUCCUUAUUGUUUUUGCUAUAAAAUGGUGUCAAGUCUAACAACCACCUUCCCCAAGGCAGGGCACAUGGGAACAGACAUACCAAUUUCUAGUGGUACAUUAGCUUUCCUGUUGGUUAGCAACGUGCCUUAGUAACUCACCUCACAACAGUGAGCUGUAAAGGGACAAAUUUCAAAGUGCAUGUUUAGUAGGAAUUAAUUUUAGCCCUUUUUAGAAACAAACAAACACAGGCGUUGCUCUUGGAAUGUAUUUUUAAGGACAUGCUGGGAAAAGUUUUGCUUUCAGGUAUGUUGUGUGUGUGUCACCUCUCCUCCUCCCCCUUUCUUUCUCGCUGUUGAAAGCACAAAAAGAUUUGUAUGUGUGUGUGAAACCUUUCAAGUGGAAGAAUGGAAGAGUUUGCACUGUGCAUAUCCCUGCUUAGAGGCAGAAAUUAACGCAGAUGGCUUGAGGGCUGAAUUGUUUUUCAUUCUCAGAUACCUUUUAACAUCUGAACUCUGAGACUGAUGAAAAGUGAUUGUUGAAAUUAAAACAAAUAGCUGUUUGUGAGACAUUUCAGAUCUGGCUGUCUGCAGGGUCAGCAAGCUGUGCAGCAGACAUUGAUAGUGUCUGUUCUCUUCUAAAGAGUAACGACAAAAGGCCUGAGCACUGUGGUUUGCUCCACAGAAGCCUUAAGUCUGUCAUAAAUGCAGCUCCCCCUUUAUCUCACACAUAGAGGAAGAAAGGAAAAAGGUUAAUGUUGGACCUUUAAUGGAAUUACUGCUGGUUUUGAUCAAGAAGAUAAGACUGCCACAGUUUUGAGGCUUUCUUGGCUAAGUGUUUAGUUGUGUCCAGUGUAUCACUAUAUAGACUUUUAUUAUGCAAUUACUUCUCCCAGAAUUUACAUUUUAGAAGGUGCUAAGUGACAUAAAACAAAUUUACUGUAUAAAAAACUCGUGGAAAAGGAGAGGCUUACAGUUCCCUCAAAAUUUCUCACAAACCACUAAAUUAAUAUUCUGAAUCAAAGACAAAUUACUCUGAAUAAUCUGACACUGUCACAGUUUGUAUGUUAAGCUAUAUUCAGAAAUGUUAGCUGAAUUAAUUCGAUGAAAAAUCUUUGAAAGGUUAAAAUCCACUCUGUGUAAACUGUUCCUUGGUGUUUCUGUCACAUGAAUGUUUCUAGAGGACACUUGAACAAGCAACAAAAAUAUACCAAAAUGGGUAUUAAAAAAAUAAAUCUUAUUUUAGGGGUUUCUUUUGUAAUGUCAACUGGUAUGCAUAGGGAACACACAAUUCUGCCCCCCACAGCCCAACUACAAGCACAGGUUUUGCUGAUAUUGUGCACUGGCAGCAGGCACAAGGAGCUCAGCCAUGUUAUUUUCUACUUGGGGAUUGUCUGGACUUCUCUUUCUCUCAGAAAAGAGGGUCUUAAUGUGCAGGUCUGAAAGUGCUGAGAAAACCUGGAGAGGUGGGAUGAAGGCAAUGUGUAGAAUUUGCUGUGUUUCUUGUGCACAGGGUGUAACAGUCAAAAACUAACAGGACUCAGGAUAGACACUGUGGACAGAAACUUUGUCCCCCUUUUUACGGUGAUGCUGUUCCCUAUUAAUGGAAAAAUACUGGACAACAGAGAAACCUAGUGCCAGGUGAGCAGAAAACAAAAGGAAAGCUGCACAGUAUAUUGUACUGAUGUAAGUAGAACUAUCUGCAUAUAAUGUGAUUUUAUUUAUUGUUGUUUUUGUGUAGAGGAGAGUGAGUAUUCAUGACUGUGGAUAUAACCUUUGUUUAUUUGUGUAAUGUGUUUUAUUCUAUGACUUGGUCAUUUAAAAUAUCUACAUUCACUGGUGUCCUUUGACUCUUUAUUCUGUGCAUUUUCUUUCACACUUUUUAAAAAUGCAAGAAUAUCACAUAACAGUCACAUAAAUUGUAACAAAAUGUUUCCAUUAAAGACAUAGGAAUAUGUUA